Catharus ustulatus (Swainson's thrush) is the source of this 1517-nucleotide messenger RNA. RefSeq names its product leucine rich repeat containing 18 (gene LRRC18). Bases 340 to 1200 code for a protein of 286 amino acids. The transcript has 2 exons. NCBI's taxonomy places the organism in Eukaryota, Metazoa, Chordata, Aves, Passeriformes, Turdidae. The record is from RefSeq and is a predicted model, not a curated record. Gene Ontology annotation, molecular function: protein binding.
UUGAAGAGCAGGACUCUGGAGUUAGGGAAGACCUUCUGCCACUCCUCACCGUGGCACGCUCACACAAGCUUCUUGAAGAGCUGACAUUUCCAUCAAGGAAGUACGAUUCAGAACUCACAGGACUGUGGAAACUGUCCUGUGUUUUGUGCUCAUGGGUUUAUUCACAGACUGAAAGACUAAUGCAUUAUUCAAAGAACAGCAGACAGAGGACAACGGCACAGUAACAGACUAUGACUGCUCAGCCCACACUACUGAGAAAACCUGAGCGGUUUGUGACAUCUGCACCUCACCCUCUCGGCCUCUGGAGCUACUUAGCUGUGUCUGUCUGUCAGCAGAGAGAUGCCACCCAAGGGAAAAGGUCCACAAGGAAAAAGGAUCACCUUGAAAAUGGCCAAAAAUUCAGUCCGGGUACUUUUUAAUGGAAGGCGUCGUCUUGAGUUAAGCAAAAUGGGCAUUGCCACCUUCCCCAAGUGCCUUCUGGAACUGGCUGAUGUGGAGGAAAUUGAUUUGAGCAGAAACAUGUUAAGAAAGAUUCCAAACUUCAUUGAGAAGUUCCAGAAUCUGAUGUGGCUGGACCUGCAUAGUAAUCAGAUUGAUGAGCUGCCACCAGAAAUAGGCACACUUCAGAACCUUACUUUCCUGAAUUUAUGCAACAACAAGUUGACCACGAAAGGUCUACCAGAAGAGUUGACCAAACUCAGGAACCUGCGUACUCUCAACCUUGGCUUGAACUGUCUUGAGACUAUUCCCACCACUCUUGGGUCUCUGAAGGAACUUAUUGAGCUAGGUCUCUUUGACAACUCCUUGACCAUCAUCCCGAAGAGCGUGAAAAAGCUCCCCAAGCUCGAGAGACUGAAUGUAAAAAGAAACCCUUUGCCAGAAUUUGCGAAGGAAGAAGAGCCAAUUGACACCGUUAAACGCGUAGAAUCGCUUUACUUAGUAGAAAAGAAAGACCUGUGCAGAAUCUGCCUGCAGGUGUGUCAAGGUGAGAGGGAUGAGCUGCACAAGUUAGAGGAUGCGACACCCGGCCCCUCAAAUAAGCCAAGUUUCCCUUCACUCACUACACCCAAUUCCACUGCAAGGGAUAACCAGGAAGAAUGGAGAAUGAAAGAAGAAGAUGACAACCAGGAAGAGUUGAGAAUAAAAGAAGACGACGAUAACCAGGAAGAACAGAGAAUAAAAGAAGACCACAAUCCUUGAAAUAUACCAAGGCACUCUACAAAACAUGUUCCACGAAGUCCAGCCCAAGCAAAUAAAAAGCUGAUCUCCUUCUCCAUUUUCCUGCAAUUCUGCUUCUUUAAAGACCAGUUUUGUUUUAGAAGCAGAUCUCUGUGGUCUCUAAAAUGAAAACCAGAACAGCUCAACCAGAUACGUAUUUGAAAAAGACCAUUUACAUCUGGGCCUGUCCUACAACAUGUGCUCUAUGUUUGGGCUUUUUGGGAUCUUUUGUGUGUGCAGUGUCCAGUGAAGGGAUUUUAAAAAAUAGGUUUUUCUAAUAAAUCCAUUCCCACCACUAA